GAACCCACUAAAAAUAACGAUUCUCUAAGAGAAUUUGUUAUUUUGGCGAAACCAUUAUGGAAGACUGCUAAAGAUAAUGAUUCUCUAAGAGAAUUAGUUAUUUUAGCGGGCCCACUAUGGGAAACUCGAGCCCACUAUAGGAAACCAUUAAAAAAUAACGAUUCUCUAAGAGAAUUCGUUAUUUUGGCAGAACAACUAUGGGAGCCUGCUAAAAAUAACGAUUCUCUAAGAGAAAUCGUUAUUUUGGCAGAACAACUAUGGGAUCCUGCUAAAAAUAACGAUUCUCUAAGAGAAUUCAUUAUUUUGGUGGACCUACUAUGGGAAUCCGUCAAAAAUAACGAUUCUCUAAAAGAAUUUGUUAUUUUGACGAACUCUCUAUGGGAACCCACUAAAUAUGACGAUUCUCUAAGAGAAAAUCAUUAUUUUAGCGAAUUCUCUAUGGGAACUCGCCAAAUUUGA
Funneliformis geosporum is the source of this 459-nucleotide messenger RNA. The record is from the annotation of a GenBank genome assembly. Lineage: Eukaryota; Fungi; Glomeromycota; Glomeromycetes; Glomerales; Glomeraceae.